Messenger RNA from Rhopalosiphum padi (bird cherry-oat aphid), 3280 nucleotides. RefSeq names its product leucine-rich repeat-containing protein 24-like. Bases 601 to 2616 code for a protein of 671 amino acids. NCBI's taxonomy places the organism in Eukaryota, Metazoa, Arthropoda, Insecta, Hemiptera, Aphididae. The record is from RefSeq and is a predicted model, not a curated record. The transcript is spliced from 5 exons. Gene Ontology annotation, molecular function: protein binding.
UCCGGGUGACGACUCGUUGCGCGGCGCACGUGCGAGUAUACUGUUGUGGCGACUCGGCGGCGGUGCCAGUGGCGACUGUAUACGUAUAAAUACGAUCACGCGCGGGGUGUAAGCAUCUCAUAAUAUUAACGUGAUCAUAAUAUUAUUGCCGCUGUUGUCGUCGUUAUGAUUGCGACUUAAAUUUUCGUACUUCGAAUCACUCUCGUCCUCAAAUAUAAUAAUAUACUCUCGACCGUUUUAAUCGUAGUUAUUGUUGUUGUUGGUGUUGUUGGUGUUGUGGUUGUUGUUGUUGUUGUUAUUUUUGUGGUGUCACGGGUGCAGUUGUUUUCGGCAUACUUCACAAAGACCAGUACCACUAUUUUGGUAAAUCAUAUACGAAUAUUGAAUAUAUCUACAUUUUGCUGCUAAAAAUCUGAUCGACUUCAGAGAAAGCCGAAAUCAUUUUUUAAGUAUACAACCAUGUAGAACAAGCCGACAAAAGCAAUUUCGAUUCUAAACGGACCUUUUAUUACAUAUACAAAAAACAGGCGGUGACGAUGACGAUGACGACCACGACCGCGAUGACUGCAUGUGCAAUAUGAGUGUUGGCGCGCAGCGGUAAUGGUUCUAUGGACGACGACGGCGAUGAUGAUGAUGAUGAUGAUGACGACCACGAUGACGACGAUGACCAUCUCGUCGUCGCCCGGAUGUCCGGCGGGGUGCGCGUGCAAGUGGAAGAACGGCAAGCAGACGGUCGAGUGCGUGGACAAGAAGGUGACGAGCGUCACGCUGGCGCUGGGAAUCGACCCGGCCACGCAAGUGCUGGACAUAUCGGACAACGAUCUGUCGGCGGCCGGGCUGCCGCACGACACGUUCGCCGCGGCCGGUCUGUCCAACCUGCAGCGCAUCCACGCGUCCCGGUGCAACGUGUACUACGUGCACGACCGAGCGUUCCGGGGCCUGACCAAUCUGGUGGACCUGGACCUGUCCGGCAACUGUCUGCGGCAGGUGCCGACGGGCGCGUUCUCCGAGUGCCCGUCGCUGAUGAAACUCAGUCUGAGCGGCAACCCCAUCGGACAAGUGCCGGCCAAGGCGUUCCGGCACCUCAGCCAGCUGACCACGCUCGACCUGAGCGGCUGCGGGCUGACCGCCGUCGCGGCCGGCGCGUUCGACGACCUCGGCGGCCUCGACUGGCUCAGGCUGGACGACAACCUGUUGACGCACGUACCCGGGCCGCACACGCUGCCCGCCCGGUUGCACGGCAUCGACCUGCACCGCAACGACUGGCAGUGCGACUGUCGCAUGAUCGACAUGCACCGUUGGCUGACCGGUUCCCGAGUGCCGAUCACCGAGGAGCCUGUGUGUUCGGGUCCAGCCGCUUACGCUAACGUGCCGGUCAGUCGGGUGUCGGAGAUCGAACUGGCGUGCGCGCCGGCUGCGUACCCGGGCACGCAACCGGUGCAGGACGUGGCCGAGGGUGUCAACGUUUCGUUCCGGUGUCUGGUGGCCGCCACUCCGGUGGCCACGGUCGAAUGGCUUUACGGCGACGCGCCCGUGUACCGGCACAACGCGUCCGAGCUAAUCACCGUGGACGGCAACACGACCGCCGAGCUGUACGUGUACAACGCCAGCGUGGCCGACGCGGGUACGUACGCUUGCGUGGCCGAGAACAGGGCGGGCAGGGCUCGCGUCAAUUUUACGGUCACCGUCCGGCCGGGACGGUCGUUCCUGGCCGCGGGCACCGUCGACGACCGGUCCGCACCGUCUCAGUCGUCGUCGGCCACGGCGGGCGGCGGCGCAAGCGACAGCCGACCACUCCUAUACGUCGGUUGUUUGGCUGCAGGCUCGGUGGUCCUCUCGGCCAUGGCCGCUAUCCUGGUGGCCAUCCGGUGCAGACGGAUGAAACGCUCGGGCGCCGGCAGCCGGACCGGCGAUUCGUCGACCGCCAGCAAGCGGAGGCCCGCCGCGCCCGUGGCCGACGGUUACAGAACCGUCAGCACGACGGCCGACAAGGAACUGUCCGAGCCCGCGGAGCAUAGUCCCGCGUCGACGCGGGCCACUGCCACUUUGGUGACGGUAACGGCGGCUGGGCCUGCGAGGGUUGAAGACACCGCCGUCGCGUCCGUCGAGUGCAAUCCGGACGUGGUGAGCGACGUAAAGCGCGCCGGAUGGGAGAUCGAUUUCGAGCAGAUCGUUUGGGCCGAAUGCCCGCCGGCCACCGGUUACGUUUCCAUACAGAUUCCGGUGCAGUGCGGCAUCGAGUGUCUCGGGGCGUAUUACGCGACCGCCGCGGAGGCCGUGGCCGGUAACCGCUGUGGCGUGACCGGGUCUACAAUCCGAAGACAGCGCAGACGGGCGGCCGUGUUGACCGCGUACGACGACACCGUUCAGGUGGUGCGCACCACCGCGCAGGGUGGAUAUCCGUCGACGACCACGGGGCCCGGGACGAUUGGCACACCUGCCGCCAGCACGGCCGUCGCAUUUCGAGCCGCCGCACCACCGCCGACCAUCAUCGUGGACGACCCGGACGACAGCGGCGGCGGUGGUGUCGUCGUCGCGCCCAUCAUCAGCCCGCCGCUGCCGUUCCGGUCGGGCAACGAAAACGGCGCCGACAAAGACGACUCUAUCGCUCUGUAAUAAACAGCGAACGGCACACCAAAGCGAUGUUGUUUUUAUUCGUUAAUUAUAUUGUAUUAUUAUUUGUUCGAAAAAAAUCCAUAACAAUAAUUAUUAUUACGUUCUCGGACACGAGUUUGUUUUGCGACACGGUUUUUUUUUUUUUUUUUUUAAUAUUUCAGCAAUAUCAAUAAUUAUAUAACUAAACAUUAUAUUAUAUUAUAACGUAGCAGUACGGGUAUGAUUGUAAUUAUUAUUACCGUUAUUAAUAUUAUUACUAUUAUUAUAAUUAUUAAGAUUAUUAAUGCAGGACUCUACGAAAGCGAGAAUAAUAAUCAAAAAAGUUUUCUAUAAUGAAAACCAAAAUAUAUUCUUUAAAAAUAACCAGUUCAAAAGACCAAGAGAAGCAAUAUGCUAGACCUUUGAUUUAGGAGUGUACUAUAUUUAAAUUAUGCUAGCGAAGCGCAGAUCCUACGGCCAAAACACGGUCAAGUCAAACUGGCGAUGAAAAAUGAAAAUGGAAAUUAAUAUUAUUAUACCUACCUAAAUAAAAUAUCAUAAAAACUGUGUAAAAUGUGUUGAAGAUUAAUGAUUGUAUUAUAUUAUAUAAUAAUAUAUAUAUUAUUAUAGUAAACGAGAUCGUGUUAUGCAUAUAGUGAAAUAAAUAACGUGUGUUUUUUUUUUA